ACAUUGACAUGAGAACAUGCCAGGAAAGUCCUGGAAGUAGUUCCUAAACAUAAUUUGUGGUGGACAUUGGUAUGAGAACAUGCCAGGAAAGUCCUAGAGUUGACCCGAAAUGAGUAAUUUUAGCUUACCCUUUUCUGCAAAUCAAACGAAUGGGAGAUUCAGUUUCCAUUUUCAAGGAGAAAUACAAAGAUUUUUAGUCAUUUGAGGCAUGUCUGCUAAGAUUUUUGCUUUUGUUUUGCUGUUGAUACUGUCAUCAAAGUGUAGUGGGAUAAGAGAUGGAGAUGAUCAGAAAGAUACAGAGGAUGAUUCAUGUUUGAUGAGUUGUAACACAGCCUCAGAUGCACACCAUAUCCAGUUAAAAUUCAACCAUUCGCCUGGGAAUGUUACACCCAUAGAUCUAUAUGAUGAUUAUCAAAAUUAUGUUGCCAUAAAAAAUUUGACUUCACACAGGUUACCGAUUCUAUGUACCGUCACAAGUUAUGAAACCGCUUUCUCUGCGGAAAUCAAUGCGUUUACCAGGAGAGCCAAGGCAAACGUACUUUGUGCGCUGCCUGCAAUAGAUAAAGCAACAAUGGGAAACGAAUCUUCGACGAGUUACAUGUCUCGUCAUAUGUACGAAAUUGCUCGCGAGAUUGCCAGUCUAAUCGGCGACUACCUAUGGUUGAAGCCUGGGACGACUGUUUACGAGGAAUCUGAUAGAAUUAGUGAUUUAGACAUAGUCACUUUCAACUUGAACAGCCGUAAUCCAACGCCGAAUACAGGUGGGAUCAUUCAAAUGGCUGCAACUUUAUCAUUUUCGACAUCCAAGCCAGUUCACUAUUAUACAGAGAAAAGCAUUGCCGUACCAGUAAGAUCGAUUCCCAUGCAGUUUCUUAACAUAAGCCAGGACGAGAAGAACCAUAAUGAAGCACAAAUAACAGGGUUUUGGACUGAUCUUUUUAAAGAAGCUGUUGCAGUGAUGCCAAUCAAUACCACUUAUAAAUUGGUUCCUUUCUACGGUUCUGAUGAUCAAUUGUUUAAGGCACUUGCUCGCAGGACUUUUGAUGCAGCCAUUGGCUUAACAGUAAUGACCAGAAAAGGGUCCGAGCUCUUAGAAUUCUCAUAUCCAUAUUUCGAAGUAGGCCCGAUGCUAGUGAUGAAGGAAAAGCCUGAACCGAACCAAGUUUUUUCAUUCAUGAUGCCUUUCACCAACGAGAUGUGGUGUACUUUGGCAGCUAUGACGAUGUUCAAUGCUUUUGUUAUUUGGUUAGUUGAGUCUAGAACUGGUCAUGAAUCUGUUGGAGCUAUCUUCUGGUUCCCUUUGGCAACCCUCUUCUAUGGAGGGCAUAGUAAGAUUUAUGUUAACUUCAAGCAUUUCACCUCGUUAUUGAGCAUGUUCUAUAUGGACUACAUGAAUUUUUUUUGUAAUGCAGGGGAAUCACCGAGGAGCAAUUUAACAUAUUUUGUGUUGGCCCCAUGGUUGGUCCUGAUCCUGGUUGUUUCUUCAACCUAUACACAAAGCUUUACUUCCAUGAUAACAAGCUCAGACACCGAGUCAUCAUCUUGCUUAGAUAUAGAAGAUCUCAAGAAAACAAAUGCUAUUGUGGGUUGUGAUAUGGAAGAUUCAAUUAUGUUGCAGCAUUUAGUGGAGUACAUUGGGUUCCAAAGAAAGAACAUCAAGCACAUUGCUCAAUCUUCAAUCGAUGAUUAUGCUAAAGCUCUAUCAACUGGAAAAAUAAAGGCUGCAUUCUUCUGGGCGCCUUAUUCGGGUCUUUUCCUUGCAAAAUACUGCAAAGGUUUCAGAUCUUGGGGACCCAACCAUAAUCUACGUGGUUCUUCAGUUAUUUUUCCAAGGGAUUCUCCUUUUGCUCCAUACAUGUCAGAGGCCAUGGUGCGAUUAUGUGGGAGUGGAAAAUUCAAGCGAAUGAAGGAUGAUUUACUAUCAUUUCCUGAGUGUUCGAGUUCAACAAUUGAUGUCACCAUGAAACGGGGAAUAGGACCUGGGCCCUUCUCAGGCUUAUUUAUUUUAUCAGGCACGGCAUCUGCAGUUGCAAUAUUGAUCACGGUUAUUCGACCGAUGAGAAGACGCUGGGAAAGGUUGGUUCAAGGAAUGUUGAUGGGUAGAGGACUUUGGGUAUGGCUGACUACUCUGUUUUCUCGAGACCAAAGGGGAAAUCAGCUCCAAGUUCAACUAGCAAGGAUUAGUUUCACGUCCCAAACACAACUUACCAGCUCCUAGCAUCAUGGGUGUAAAUGCAGGUCGAAGAUGUAUUUAGUUUAUUAUAUAUAUCAUGCCGAUGAAAACAAUUAUGUUAGAAACCUAUAAGGAACGAUCACGGAAAAAUCAAAAUAUGUUUGAAAUGGUAAAA
Messenger RNA from Gossypium raimondii (Peruvian cotton), 2348 nucleotides. Its product is annotated as glutamate receptor 3.7. Gene Ontology annotation, molecular function: signaling receptor activity; ligand-gated monoatomic ion channel activity. The record is from RefSeq and is a predicted model, not a curated record. The transcript has 4 exons. Gene Ontology annotation, cellular component: plasma membrane. NCBI's taxonomy places the organism in Eukaryota, Viridiplantae, Streptophyta, Magnoliopsida, Malvales, Malvaceae. The coding region runs from base 209 to 2218 and encodes 669 amino acids.